Molecule: messenger RNA, 3248 nt
Organism: Etheostoma spectabile (orangethroat darter)
Lineage: Eukaryota; Metazoa; Chordata; Actinopteri; Perciformes; Percidae
Gene: igfbp5a
Product: insulin-like growth factor binding protein 5a
Exons: 4
Coding region: 439-1245 (268 amino acids)
Biological process (GO): regulation of insulin-like growth factor receptor signaling pathway
Cellular component (GO): extracellular region
Molecular function (GO): fibronectin binding; insulin-like growth factor II binding; insulin-like growth factor I binding
Source: RefSeq, a predicted model, not a curated record
AAAGGCAAGCUCAAAGCCACAGAUUAGACAUUUUGCUUACAACCCGUGCUGGUAAAAUAACCUGCAGAGAGUACAACAGCGGGAAUCAGCCUUUUUUAGCUCUCAUUUGGAGACGAACAGCUUGCGCGUAAACGGCACCGGGCAUCACUAAAGGGAGAGAUCCGAGGUGUCGGGAUACUUUUCUUUCUUCUUUUUUUUUAAUUUUAUUUGUGACUGCGGGGUUGAAGGACAACGCCAGGGGAGCAGAGUGACUGCCUUUUUUUGGAUUGCGAGCAUCGGUGACAUUUGGGACUUAAGCGCGCAAGGCACCUGUGGAUGCAACAACCUCUCUGGUGUUUGGACUCAAAUCGUUUGCAAAGAAGGGAUUCACCACAAGAUAGAAUUGCCAAUCGUCGCGGUUUCGAUCAAACAGCCUGCAGUUAAGACAAGAAGCGCGCCAUGCUGUGGAGUGUUUCCGUCCUGGUGGUUCCCGUGCUGCUGAGCAUAACCGGCUGCGGCUCGUCGUACGUGCCGUGCCAGCCGUGCGAUCAAAAGGCCCUGUCCAUGUGUCCGCCGGUGCCGGUGGGCUGUCAGCUGGUGAAGGAGCCCGGCUGCGGCUGCUGCCUGACGUGCGCGCUCGAAGAGGGCCAGCCGUGCGGCGUGUACACCGGGCCGUGCACGCGCGGGCUUCGCUGCCUACCCAAGAACGGCGAGGAGAAGCCGCUGCACGCGCUCCUGCACGGACGGGGGUUGUGCAGGAACGAGAAGUUGUACAAACUGCUGCAUUCGUCCAAAGACGGAGAAUCUCAUGAUGGCGCCAUGUUACGCAUCCCAGAGUCAAUGCUGCCCCAAACCAAGGUGCCCAUAUAUGGAGGAGAACACAUCAGCAGUCUCAAGGCCCAGGCCAUGAAGCAGGCCAAGGACCGCAAGAAGCAGUUGGCCAGGCCGGGACCCGCAAGCAAUCUGAAUUUCCCCCCGCUCAGCGUGGAUAAACUGGAGCCUGCGUUGGGCCCCUGCAGAAGAAAACUGGACAAUCUCAUUCAAAGCAUGAAGGACACUUCUAGGAUCUUUGCUCUCACUCUGUACAUCCCCAACUGUGACAAGAAGGGCUUCUUCAAACGCAAACAGUGUAAGCCAUCCCGUGGUCGGAGGAGGGGCAUCUGCUGGUGCGUGGACCGGUUUGGUGCAAAGAUCCCCGGCAGCAACUACGCCGGAGGAGACCUCCAGUGCCAAGAUCUCGACAGCAGCAGCAACAGCAACGAAUGAGAGCGCGCCGGUUGUUCUCGUUGAGCCCUGUUCCUCUUAAAAACCUUAAAAAUCCUGCCAAUCAAGCUAACACACUUCGUGACUGCCAAUCAGGAAAAUAUGGCACAAAUGCUUACAUAUAUGGUCGAGUGUGAUGGACUGGUUUUUUUUUUUUCUUUCAAAGGGGAGCGGAACUGUUCCCUGCUCAUCGUGUACGAUGUUUGAGGUUAAUCUUACCUCUUUAUACCCAUAUAUUAUAGAGGAUUAUAUAUAUAUAUAUAUAUAUGUAUGUAUGAUAGUGACAAUAUGUUGUGUAUUAAAGUGUAUUGCUAAAAGAAAAUUGCGAAAUUCUGAGACAGGACAUAUUUUCAAUAUGGCUAAAACACAUAAUUUGUUUUUCUUUUUGUCAUAGUGGUGAUCAAGAAGAGGGAGUUAGUUCUCGUCUUUAGUAGCAAUGUUUUACUUAUUGUUAAUCAAAGGAAUGACAUCCUAACGUGAGAGGCAUUUUUUAAUAUAUUGAAUAAUGGCCAUUUAAUCCAGCACUUUUCAAAAUUUUCAUUGUUUGUUCAGCAUGGAAUCAGAAAAGUCAUUGGCCUGUUUUCACUAAUUGGAGCCAUAUCUAUAGACCUAGAGUUAAAAGAAGCCACACUUAAAGGAAUAGUUUGGCAUUUUAGGAGUGUAGUUCAAAAUCCACCAAGCAACCCCUUUAAAGCUGUCCAAUUAACACGUUAAAAUUAGUCGUGAUUUAAAAAUAUUUAAAAAAAAAAACUUAAAAACAUAUUUUUGGGUUUUUUUUGGGGGGUUUUUGGGGUUCGGGCCCUAUUUUUUGGGGCUCUGAGUUUUUUUUAAUUUAAAUUUAAAACUUUUUUGGAGUCUUGGCUCGUUGCCUGGCAAACGCUCAGAGCCAAGAAAUGAAAACCUAUGCUCAAAACCCCUAAAGGACAUCCUUUAAAAUUUAUUUCCCCUUUUCGGGCAAAAUGCAUGUUCUCCCCCAGAAAAGAGAUGAUCUUUUUCCCACAUCACAGGGGAUGCAUGCUUCCCCCGGGCCCACACUCAUAAAAAAACUUAAAGGUUAGAUAUUUGACACUUGUAUUUCAAAUUUGUCUUUUUUUUUUAAAGGCCUUUUUAAAGGCUAACAUGGUCCACUUUUGAAAAUUAAAUUCCGUUUGUUGUGCUGUGGUGCCCCUAAGGGGGGGGGGGUGUGGUGUGUGUGUUUUGUGGGGUGUGUUUUUUGUGGUGAAAUUUUCCCGUACGUUUGUGCCAUGCCCUCUAGUUCUCACUACAAGAAGCUCUUUUUAGUUUCCCACCCCAGCUAUUUUUCCGCCAAACGGGGGUUCUGUGCAUUUCCCCCUCCGCAACAAAUCGUAUGCAAAGGCCCUGCAUUUUAUUUUUUUUCCAUGGGUUUUGGGGCCCCCCCCAAACAGGCAAAUCGGGUCUUUGCCCCUUGCUCUCGGGGUUUUUUAUUUUGGUCCUUUGUCCCUCAAAGGGCCAAGGCCCGCGAUUUUCCCUUGUAAAUUAAAGUCCCUUCCUCCCCACACCACUUUGGGAAUUUUUCUUUUGGGCAUUUAGCCCAUUUUUGGGGUUGAACAGGGAACCCCUGAACACAAGGAGCAAAACAAUUUUGGUUGCGGAUGUAGACUAGAUUUUAUUUUUGUUUUUUUUGUUUUUGUUUGAUUUAUUUUUUUUCCGUUGGUUGCUGACAAAGAUUAUCAUGAUCUGCCAGUCAAGCGCUGCUGAACGUACAAUGACAGAGAACUUUUCUUCUAUGGUUCCAAAUUUGCUUAAAAUCCCUUUUUUGUUUUUGUUUUGUUAUAAUCUUGUAGUUCAUUUAAUGACUUUGUAAUGUCAGACAUUUUUUAAUCAGAGCGUUGACAGAGGCUCGUCAGCCCAUUCUUUGUAACAUUUCAGAAUCUCAGAUUAAUGUGAACAUUAUGGUGAAAUAUUUAUCAGGCGUGUAAUUGAUGUACUCCGUUUAUUUUGUAAUGACAGAUCACUAUUUAAAUAAAGUUCAUGUACUCACAAAA